AACAAGAAAAAAUGUGAAACAUAAAGUAACUAAAGAUAUUCCUUGAAUUGGAUCGGGCCAGUAAUCAGUGUGGAGUCUGCUGUGCGGGUCGUGAAAUUACGAAUAUUUCAUUAAUUGUUUUAGAUGCCAGCAGUUUUGAAAUAAAAAGCAGAAUGCCGUGGAAAUACUUCUUAUUAAAAAAGAAGGUGCCGGUUGAUAUGGGCGGCAACACGGAGGAAAGCAGCUUUUCGACGGCGGACGAGGGCGACACUAGCGACGCUGGCGGCAGCGACAGGAAGCAGCAGCAGCAGCAGCUGCAGCAGACGCCCGAGAAGCAGUCGCCACAACCGCGCGAUUCGGAGACAUCGCCUACCGCCGCCUCUACGCCCGGCGACACCUCGCCAACGGCCACCCCCGGGGGCGGGUCCGCGCAGCGACCUUCCACUCCCAAGAACGACAAGGAGGAGGAGGCUGAACAGGACUCCGAGCAGGAUGAUCCAACUGGUUUGGAAGGAGCAGCCUUCCACAGUCGACUGCCGUUCGAUAAGAUGACAGCGACUGAGGCGUCCUGCUUUCCGGAUGUGUCUCAGGGAGCGCCGCAAACUCAAAAGGUUUUCCUCCACAUUAGAAACAGACUGCUGCAGCUAUGGCUAGACAAUCCGAAACAAGAGCUGCUGCUGGAGAAUGCGAUGCCUCUGAUUGAGCCGCCUUUCAACAGCGAUGCUCCCCUCGUGGCUCGGGUGCAUUCCUUCCUACAGCGAUACGGAUUCAUCAACUUUGGCAUAUUCAAGCGUCUCAAGCCGAUACCGACAGGUGGCGACAGAGGCACGGUGAUUGUGAUAGGAGCGGGCAUCGCUGGGCUGGCGGCUGCUCAGCAAUUGCAACAAUUCGGCAUGAAGGUUGUUGUCCUCGAAGCAAGGGAUAGAGUUGGAGGACGCAUAGCAACUUUCCGCAAGUCGAACUACAUCGCCGACUUGGGCGCGAUGGUGGUGACAGGGUUGGGGGGAAACCCCAUCACAGUCCUCUCCAAGCAGAUCAACAUGGAGCUGCACAAGAUACGACAGAAGUGUCCUCUGUUCGAGUCCAAUGGUGGAACGGUUCCGAAGGAUAAGGAUGAAAUGGUGGAGCGCGAAUUCAACCGUCUUUUGGAAGCCACCAGCUACCUGUCUCAUUCGCUCGAUUUCAACUAUGCAGGAGGCAAGCCUGUCUCGCUCGGCCAAGCCCUUGAAUGGGUCAUCAAGUUGCAGGAGAAGAACGUGAAAGAGAAACAGGUGACGCACUGGAAAGCAGUCAUAGGAUUGCAGGAGCGUCUCAAAACUAAUCAGAACAGAAUGCUUGCUGUAAAAGAAGAAAUUGAAGAUCUCAAUAAGCAGUACAAAGAAUUUUCUGAGAACAAGGGCUCCAGAGACAUUACUCAAGAAUUUCUGAUUCGCUCGAAAUUGCGUGAUCUCAAUUCAGCAUGCAAGGAGUAUGACCAACUCGUGGAGCAGCAAAAAGAAAUUGAAGAAAAACUGCAUGAACUGGAAGCUUCACCACCUAGUGACGUGUACCUGUCAUCUCGCGAUCGUCAAAUUCUGGACUGGCACUUCGCCAACUUGGAAUUCGCCAACGCCACCCCGCUGAGCACGCUCUCCCUCAAGCACUGGGACCAGGACGACGACUUUGAGUUCACCGGAUCACAUUUAACAGGUAAAAAUGAAAUCAACUAUUCCUAUGACAUGGGCAACCAUAGUUGGCAACCUUUCGAUAUACUAAGCUCCUCUACAUCACACCUUUUUUAACUUCUUUACUAACUU
Molecule: messenger RNA, 1775 nt
Organism: Nilaparvata lugens (brown planthopper)
Lineage: Eukaryota; Metazoa; Arthropoda; Insecta; Hemiptera; Delphacidae
Product: lysine-specific histone demethylase 1A
Exons: 12
Coding region: 153-1760 (535 amino acids)
Molecular function (GO): protein binding; oxidoreductase activity
Source: RefSeq, a predicted model, not a curated record